AUGUGGAACGAUCAUCACAGUCAUACCCACAGCUUCCCUAGUGAGGCCCCCGCCCCAGGGGAUAGUUAUGGCAUUCCUAAUCCUCAACCCGGCAUUCCACACCCUCAACCAGGAUACAGCCCUGGAUACUCUCCAUCGUAUGCGCCACCUCCAGGUCCCCCAUUGUCUGGAUAUGGUGCACCUGCAUCUGGCUACGGGGCACCCCCUGGUCCUCCUUCAGGAUAUGGAUUCCCUUCGGCGGCUCCCCCUUCUGGUUACAAUCCACCCCCAGGACCUCCUCCGUCGAGCUAUGGUGCACCUCCUGGCCCACCCCCAUCGAAUAGCUAUUCUGCACCUCCUGGCCCACCUCCUACGGGCAACAGAGGGUUCCCCGGACAACAAUAUCAUCAACAACAUCAACAACAAGGAGGAUUUCCGGGUGCAGGUGGCUAUCGCCCUCCUCCAGGACCACCUCCUCCACGCCCCCCUACUCAAAUCCAGACCUAUGGACCGCAAUUUGAAGGCGCCAAUCAUCGAGCCAUGCAGCCUUCUUUCCAAUACUCCCAAUGCACUGGAAAGAAGAAAGCGCUUUGUAUUGGUAUAAAUUACUUCGGGCAAGCCGGAGAACUAAGAGGAUGUAUCAAUGAUGUCCAUAAUAUCCAAAGAUCAACAGACAAAUACGGAUACAGAAGAGAGGACAUCGUGACCUUGACCGAUGAUUCUGACAAUCCUACUAACCAGCCAACACGAGAUAACAUUCUUCGUGCCAUGCAAUGGCUUGUGCAGGGUGCCUCUCCAAAUGACUCAUUAUUCUUCCAUUAUUCUGGGCACGGUGGUCAGACGAAGGAUACUGAUGGGGACGAAGGUGACGGUCAUGCCAUUCGGGUUCUGCGUUGGUAUUCAACUGAAGGCAAGGUCAAAGAACCCAAUCUUGCGGCAGAGGCCGGUCAAGGUCUUCUCUCAGCUGUGUCAUCUUAUGCGAAAGGAGAUAUGGGCGGUGUUUUCAAAUCUGCUAUGGGACUUGUUAAGACUGCCACAGGAAACACACAAAAAGCAGACAAGAUUACCAAAGCAACAAGGACCAGCCCAGCGGAUGUGACCCAAUUCCAACGCGUAAAUCAGAUCUCUUGGAGUGGGUGUAAAGAUUCUCAAACAAGUGCGGAUGCCAAUGAAGCAGGGUCCGCCACUGGCGCAAUGAGCUACGACUUACUUUUUGGUCUGUUUGGAUACCGCUUGACUAUCUAUCCAGGUGCCAAUCAGCAACAGAGCUACCAACAACUACUUAACAGUAUCCGUGAAAUUUUGAAAGCGAAAUAUAGUCAAAAACCUCAGCUUUCAAGUUCUCACCCCAUGGUAUAUCUAUUGAUACCUGGAUUUCUUGAUUUUGGCUAA
Molecule: messenger RNA, 1371 nt
Organism: Psilocybe cubensis
Lineage: Eukaryota; Fungi; Basidiomycota; Agaricomycetes; Agaricales; Agrocybaceae
Exons: 18
Coding region: 1-1371 (456 amino acids)
Biological process (GO): proteolysis
Molecular function (GO): cysteine-type endopeptidase activity
Source: RefSeq, a predicted model, not a curated record